Molecule: messenger RNA, 1999 nt
Organism: Terrapene triunguis (Three-toed box turtle)
Lineage: Eukaryota; Metazoa; Chordata; Testudines; Emydidae
Gene: RPL3L
Product: ribosomal protein L3 like
Exons: 10
Coding region: 714-1937 (407 amino acids)
Biological process (GO): ribosomal large subunit assembly; translation
Cellular component (GO): ribosome; cytosolic large ribosomal subunit
Molecular function (GO): RNA binding; structural constituent of ribosome
Source: RefSeq, a predicted model, not a curated record
UGAAAUGGAUGAGUUUGGCCUGAGUAUGAAUUGAAAGCCCCAGUCUUGUGAUGAGCUCUGCGUGGGCUCAGGGAUCCACCUGCAUGGAGCUUGUUGCAGGAUCGGGGUCUGAGCUCAGGAUUUGGCCAUUUUAUGUAGCAGUAUAUACACAGAAUAUGUUGACUGCCCUUUAGUGAUACAGUAGUUCUAAAUAUAGUGCUGCUAAGUACAGGAAAUCACACUACUGAGAGGAGGGGAAUUCUUCCCUGCCCUGGGGUUACAAAGCAAUCAUAACAUCCCCUUUGGGAAUACCUGGCCUAGGUCCCUGCCCUUGGGGAGUUGCCAGCAGGGCAGGCGUGCACGAGAAAAAAAACUUUGGAGGUAGUUAAUUAGGCAUGUAGUUAUGUAGCUGGAAGUGAUGGGGUUGCUUAGGUAUAAGUGAGGGCAGAAUAUUGUCUUCAUAUAUUGUGCUGUAGGUAGCAAUUGUAAUUCCCUCCAUUCAUGUUCAAUUUGUUUCUGUGGUAAAUUGAGACACUGGCAAUUGACCUUUACCACAUCACAACUGUUGUUAGCAAAUCUGCCAGGGUCUGACUCUGAGUAUGAAAUGAAUAUAGCGUUGAAUGAAGCCAGCAGCUAAAUUUGUGUCUUCAGACUGAUAAACAUCUUAGGUAUUAGACUGUAGAGGCACUUGGUGACUGCCUCGUUGUGCUGCUGACCUGUGCUGAAGACGUCCCAUGUCCCAUCGCAAGUUUUCAGCUCCCAGGCAUGGCCACCUGGGCUUCCUCCCUCAUAAGAGAAGCCGGCGUCACCGCGGGAAGGUGAAGACCUGGCCCAAGGAUGAUCCCAGCAAGCCAGUCCACCUGACAGCCUUUCUGGGCUACAAAGCUGGCAUGACGCACAUCCUACGAGAAGUUCACAGGCCAGGACUGAAGCUUUCCAAGAGGGAAGAGGUGGAAGCAGUAACAAUAGUGGAGACCCCACCCCUGGUAGUGGUUGGGCUUGUGGGAUACAUAGACACUCCCAGGGGCCUGAGAAAUUUCAGGACCAUUUUUGCUGAGCACCUCAGCGAUGAGUGCAGACGCCGCUUCUACAAGAACUGGCACAAGAGCAAGAAGAAGGCCUUCACCAAGUACUGCAAAAAGUGGCAGGACAAGGACGGGAAGAAACAGCUAGAGAAGGAUUUUGCAGCCAUGAAGAAGUACUGCAAGGUCAUUAGAGUCAUCGUCCACACUCAGAUGAAGCUGCUCCCUCUACGUCAGAAGAAGGCCCACGUGAUGGAGAUUCAGCUGAACGGCGGGACGGUGGCCGACAAGGUGGACUGGGCUCACGAGAAGCUGGAGAAGCAGGUCUCUGUGCACGCGGUCUUCAGCCAGAAUGAAACGAUCGAUGUCAUCGGGGUGACCAAGGGGCGCGGGAUGAAAGGGGUGACCAGCCGCUGGCAUGCCAAGAAGCUCCCAAGGAAAACUCACAAAGGCUUACGCAAAGUCGCCUGCAUUGGAGCCUGGCAUCCAGCCCGGGUGGGCUACUCCAUUGCCCGGGCUGGCCAGAAGGGCUACCACCAUCGCACAGAGCUCAACAAGAAGAUUUACCGUAUUGGCCGUGGGGUCCACGUACAAGAUGGCAAAAUAGUGAAGAACAGCGCCGCGACGAACUACGACGUCACUGAGAAGAUGAUCACGCCGCUGGGUGGAUUUCCUCACUACGGUGCAGUCAACAAUGAUUUCCUCAUGCUGAAGGGCUGCGUCAUGGGCACUAAGAAACGUGUGCUCACUCUCAGAAAGUCCCUUCUGGUGCACAGCAGCCGUCGGGCUCUGGAACCCAUCGAACUGAAGUUCAUUGAUACCACUUCCAAGUUUGGCCACGGCUGCUUCCAGACUGCUCAAGAGAAGAGAGCUUUCAUGGGCCCCCAGAAGAAACACCUGGUGAAGGAGAAGCCAGAAUCCCAGGAAGAAUUGUAGAGGAUUGAAAUACACAUGGCCACCUUAACCUGGCACCUCCAAUAAAGGGACUUCAAACCAGG